AUGGCAGGAUUAUUAGAUGGUAAAUUAUUGAAACAACUUGGAAGUAAUAUAGAAAUGGAUUUAGAAGAUAAAAUUGAAGAUGAAAUUGAAGAAGAUGCGACCAAUUUUAUUGAAGAAUUAGAAAGGAUUGGAGAAGAAGAAAUAAUUCAUAUAAUUAAACCAAAAAGGAAAAAUGAAGAAAAGAAAAGUAAAAAAAUAAUAAAAAAAAUAGAAAAAGAAGAAGAAAUUCUUGGAGAAUUUAAAUCAAAAGAAAGAAAAAGAAAUAAUAGAGUAAAUGCAAAUAGAAAUGAUUAUGGAAAUGAAGGUUUUUUAUUAAUGAUAUUAUAUUAUUUAGGAUGUUAUAUUACAUUAAGUAAAUUACAAAAAGAUGGAAAACAUCAAAAAUUAAAAAUUGUUGAAGUUGGAUUUGAAGAUAAAAUUUUAUUAUCUCGUAAAGAAGUUGAAGAUAAUAUUGAAAAAAUUGAUUUUCCAGUAGGAACUAAUUUAAAAAGGGCAAAAAGAAUUAUUACAUCAACAAAUAUUGAUAAUGGAUUACUUGAUAUUAUUAAAAAUUUCUUUGGAUUUCAAUUUAAAGAAGAAGUAAAAAAGAAACCAGAAAAAGAUUAUAUGCCAGAACGUAGAGUCAUUGAAUCUAUUCACUUAAAAAAAGAAUGGAAUAAAAAAGAAAUUAUUAAUGAAGGAGUUUUAUUUUAUGAAAAUAUUAAAUUAUUUAGUGGGAAAAAUAAAACUAUUCAUCUUUCUAUUGAUGAAGUAACAAAAUCUCUUCAUGAAUCUCUUAUUAAUGACUCAAUCCCUCCUGACAAAUCUAGUAUUUCAAAUUCAACUCAAAUUUUAUCAUUGAAUUCUUGCGAUGAAUCUGACUGUCAUUCUAAACCUAUCUAA
Molecule: messenger RNA, 882 nt
Organism: Entamoeba histolytica HM-1:IMSS
Lineage: Eukaryota; Evosea; Mastigamoebida; Endamoebidae
Exons: 1
Coding region: 1-882 (293 amino acids)
Source: RefSeq, a predicted model, not a curated record